AUGGCUGCAAAUUUUUGUUACACAUCUGCUUACUGGCAGGUUACACACUCGGCCACACGCUGGCUAGCUCUCUCUAGCCCUCUGUGUUCGCACUUUCCACUCCUUCCUGUUCCUCUCACACGCGCACACGCAAUCUCUCCGUCUCUCCGUCUCUCUCUACUCCUCCUUUCUCCUCCCUGUACAGUCUCCCUACUCCCUCUCUCUACUCCCUCCUGCUACACCCUCUCCCUACACCCUCUCCCUACACCCUCUCCCUACACCCUCUCCCUACACCCUCUCCCUACGCCCUCUCCCUACACCCUCUCCCUACGCCCUCUCCCUACACCCUCUCCCUACACCCCAGCACUGCCUCCUCCUAUUCACUCUGCCUUCUCCUCCCAGUUCUUCUCAGCUCACUCCUUUCACAUCUACUCGCAACUCGCUCUCCCCACGUCAAUCUCUGGUCUACCCUCCUCCUACACUCAAACCUUUCUAUUACUUAAUUUUACAUUAAAACACCUAAUUAAUUACAAACUUUAUAAAUAUAAUAUAAAUAUAUAUUCAGCGACUUGA
Dujonia railenensis is the source of this 552-nucleotide messenger RNA. Lineage: Eukaryota; Fungi; Ascomycota; Pichiomycetes; Serinales; Debaryomycetaceae. The record is from the annotation of a GenBank genome assembly.